Aspergillus terreus NIH2624 is the source of this 1782-nucleotide messenger RNA. RefSeq lists its product as uncharacterized. Gene Ontology annotation, cellular component: nucleus. The transcript has 6 exons. The coding region runs from base 1 to 1782 and encodes 593 amino acids. Lineage: Eukaryota; Fungi; Ascomycota; Eurotiomycetes; Eurotiales; Aspergillaceae. The record is from RefSeq and is a predicted model, not a curated record. Gene Ontology annotation, biological process: regulation of DNA-templated transcription. Gene Ontology annotation, molecular function: transcription cis-regulatory region binding; zinc ion binding; DNA-binding transcription factor activity, RNA polymerase II-specific.
AUGGCCGAAAAGAUCAGCGACAUGCCGGUGUACGACCAGCAGCCACAGCCGAUUCAUUACCAACCCACUCCUAUCCAGCCUCAGCAGACGCCCAUGUCUCCCCAACCAACAUACCCACAGCAGCAUCAAGGACCCAUCCAACCGGACAUCGCCUACCUCCAUGAUCCCAUCCACGGCCAGCAGCAAACAAAGGACCAAUCGCACCAGAUGACCUUUUACGGGGGCAUGCAGCACCCCAGCGGAUACAACACAGCGUCGCCCCUACACGCUUUACAACGUGGACCUGCGCCGGUGGACUGCCCUGUUUGCGGAUAUCGCGAAAUGACGCGAGUCGAGGCGGAGGCCGGAAGCACGACCCAUGGAUGGGCUGCCGUGCUUUGCUGUUGCUUCUGCCUAGGAUGUAUCCCGUACCUGAUGACAUCGCUGAAGGAUAUGCAUCACCACUGCGGAAAAUGCGGCGCUCUUCUGGCAACCUGGCACAAUAGUGGCAGAGUUGAGGUGCAUCAGAACCCGAGGUCUAGCUUAUCAUGGCCGCUAGUUGACGCCAUGUCUCCGGUCCAUGGCGAGAGUCCGUCUCCACACUAUCGUCGCAACUGCUGCACAUUUGCAUGUAUCAAACCGACAUGGAAAAUGCCUCCUGAUCGAGGACGAGCCUCGCGGGCCUGUGUCACAUGUCGAAAGCAAAAGACAAGAUGUUAUGAGUCUGGAGUAUCAGGAAGACCAUGUUUACGCUGCGAGCGUCUUCGCCAGCGAUGUUCCUUUGUGUCGAGUGCUGGCGAGGAGGUCGUGGCUACGAGUAUCAGCACCGAGGCGAGACUGGCCCAGCUGGAAUCGACCGUUGGUGCUUUGCUAGAACGACUGGGAGAAGAUUCAACCAGCAUCACGACCGGUCAAAGAUCAGCUACACGACUAGCAGAGAAUAGGAUUGGAACAGAGACACCAGUCAGUGCAGGCGCCGUAUCAACAAAACCGGAAGCUCAAUCGGCACCGCCUGUCAUGGUUAUUCGCGACUUAGCAUCGGAUAUCGGAAUGAAGUCACCAGAGACUAGCUCGCAUGUAUCAGUCCUCGAAGGAUUGAUCACACCUGAUCUGGCGCUCAGUCUUUUGAAAAUCUUCGCCGAGCACUACGGCCGCUGGGUUCUGUUCGACGAAGAGAACGACCCGAAGGACCUACUGCAGAAAGUAUCAAGAUCGCCGCUACUGCUAUGUGCCUGCUGUCUGAUUGCGGUAAGACAUACCACCGAAGAUCUUGCUGUGAACUUAGCUCCGAAGCUCUACCAAUGCGCCCGAUCUCUUGUUUCCAAUGCCCUCCUGGACGCACCCCAGCCGAUCGAAUUCUUCCAGGCGAGCCUAAUUCUCUCAAUGUGGUCCACAACAGUCGGACAAGUCCCACUGAGCAUUGACAGCUGGCUUCUGAGCGGGUUCGCCCUGCAGCACUGGCAGUCCAGCGGCGUGUUCGAUCAGGCUAGGCCACAUGGAGGCACGCAGCCCACAAAAACGACCCUAGACUAUUGCUGUCUAUGGAACCACCUCUGUCUUGUCCACCUGCAUUACUGUGUUGGCACCAGCAGACUGUCCAUGUUGCAAGAAGCGCAAAUCGCUCGAUGUCGUUCGAUCGUGGAAUCGGACCGUGUAACGAACUACGAAUUACGGAUGGUUGCCGAGGUGUUUCUUUACUGGGCUGUCUACGUAAACACCACCGAAAGAACCAUUGACCUUCUCAAAUCAGUUGCCGACUUGCAAAGCUGGAGGAAGGAGUGGCAGUUUGUUCUGGGUAUGUGA